GUACAGACUCUACAGUAGACGUGCAUGUGCUUGUGUGCUAGUAGCAUGUUCAUAUUCUCUGGCUUCAUCAAGGCGUGGGUGGGUUCAGAAUUCAAGAGAAGUAAAUGAGAAACGAAACAAGAAGAGCAGUCGAAUAGAGAAAAAUGACAAUGUGUAGGGCAAUGUGAUAAACAUAUCAGUCGUUUCCGCCAUCCUCGACAAACUACGUAAAAGGUGUGGUGAAAGAAACGUGUCAUUGGAAACCUUAAAAGUGAAAAGAGUGGGAGAGAUCUAUCUGUCUGUCCGCAAAAAAUGUCUUCCUUGAAAGGAGGCUUAGGUCGGGUGGCCAGUUUCCGAAAUCGAACGGGAUCCGAUGUGUCCAUUUCGGGCACCAGUCAAAGUCGCCGUUAUCAAAACUGGGACUCUGGGAUGGGAAGACAUGAAGACAGAGCCUACCAAAUCGUGAGUGCCCUGGGAGGUAAAAAACUCUCCUCCCAAGACCUACUUCAGGAGGUGCAAACCCUGAUCAACGACAUGGAUGACACUUUCUUAGCCUGCAUGAGCCUCAGUGAGAUGGGAUCAUCCCUAGACUUUGGCCAGGCGAUCCCGGGAAGAUCCCUUUCUGCGUGCGUCCCAACAAGAACAACCUCGAGCCACUUCUCUCGAGCAAACAGGACCAGUGAACUAAAAAGAGUCGGCGACGAACAAGAAAAUGAGGAAGAACAAAGUCAUGAGAAAAAACAUCAAGAGGAUGCCAAUGUUUAUUCCAAUUGGACGUGCGACUAUUCGGCGGGUUUCCACUUCCCGAAAGGAUCCUGUGACGGACUUAAUGACUUCUUUCAUCAAUUGGCCACAGAAGAGAGAAAGCGCGGAGACAUCUUCUUCAAAUGGUUGUAUGAGAACCGCAAUUCAUUGACCUUUGACCGCGGGAUUUUUCGGGAAAUUUCCCAAAGCUCGCUCAAAGACGAGGAUGUGGAUCUUAGUGAAGCAGGCGCCUCCUCAGAUGAGGAGGAUUUUGCCCCAGAACAAGGGCAUGUCAACCAAAAGUUCUAUUUCUCACAUCAAUCGUCUCAAUUGAAAGCUGACCCUAUGCUGUCUCUUCAAUGGUUGAUGCGUCGCCGAGCCGACCACAUGGCCAAGAUUCUCCACUUGAAGGACAUUGCAGAGAAAACGAGGGACUCCAAUUUCCUGCACUUUUUGCGGCUUCAUCAAGACAAAUUAUUCGGGUGCAACGAGGAGAGCAGUAAACGAAUCCGAGAAAUCAUUCUCAAUUUGGAGCUCCUGAGGAAACAGAAUCAAGCCAAAGAAGUGUGCCAAACCAACAAAUCAUCAUGAUCAUGACAUUCCGUUUUUACCCGGUUACUUGAUUGUCUAAAAUAUACGUACUUCUCUUUCA
Messenger RNA from Tigriopus californicus, 1375 nucleotides. RefSeq lists its product as uncharacterized. The coding region runs from base 292 to 1314 and encodes 340 amino acids. The record is from RefSeq and is a predicted model, not a curated record. The transcript is spliced from 5 exons. Lineage: Eukaryota; Metazoa; Arthropoda; Copepoda; Harpacticoida; Harpacticidae.